UUGUGGUGGUGGAUAUGGACAAGCACUGGUAGAUCCUUGCGUGCCAGUGUACAUUCUGGAUGGCAUGUAUGGUUCAACGACACCGUACUAUUACAAACAAAGGAUUGAGUCAACCCUUAACUUUAACCGGUCUAGCGAGAAUGCAGUUACAUUAGCCCCUCCAAUCCAUCUUGAGGUAUCAAGCCAAGACAAUAGUUUCGACUGCGGAGUACGCACACUGCUUAAUUUGCGAAAAGUUUUAGUGAAUCCGCGCCAAUUCCUAGAUCAGCCCGUUGAACCAACUGCUCAGAAUAUAUGUAACGAGAGAACACGAAUCCACUCAUUCUUCAACUUCUGUUGGAAUGCAGUGAAGCAAGAUCGGACCUCUAUGGACAGUGGUAUUACAUUAGAAGAUGUUGCUGUCGAAUCAGACGGUUUUAACAUCUUGGAGGAAGACAAGAGCAAAUCCAGUAUUGUGGACCUGAACCAGGAUUUCAAAUGUACGAGAGAGACCGUCGAUGACUAUAUCAGUUUGGGUGCGGAUUCAGAAGCAAGAUCUACUACAGGAUCAGAAUAUGAGACAGAUAUGUUCCUGACUGAUGGUAGUAUCUCAAUAAAGGAGUUGUAUAAAUACGACAGAGUUAAGAACAUCCGGAGAAGCACGAGUUGGUCUGAGCUCAAUGAAACGUCCGGGUGGCAGGAUAACCUCCGAGUAAAGAACUCGUGGAUAAACUUACCCACAGGUUCCAAAUCAGCUCUAAAAGAGAGAGGGUGGAGGUGCUAUCACGUGUUAUCCCUUCUAUGACAAUAGAUGAAAGAUCAACAUUUUUAGAGGGUUUUCUCCAAGAUGACAUGGCCGACUCCAAAAACAUUCAGCUACUACAGAAUUUGAUUUCUCGUGUAAAUCCUGGAAGUCUCAGAGAAAGCAUAUCACGAGCAGACAGAUACAGAGAAGAAUAUGGAAGGUAUGUUAAUUCAUUCAUUCGG
Messenger RNA from Sphaeroforma arctica JP610, 966 nucleotides. RefSeq lists its product as hypothetical. Lineage: Eukaryota; Ichthyosporea; Ichthyophonida. The record is from RefSeq and is a predicted model, not a curated record. The transcript has a single exon. The coding region runs from base 65 to 784 and encodes 239 amino acids.